AUGACGACGGACGACAGAAGAAAGACGGUCUUGAUCACCGGAUGUGCUGCUGGAGGAAUUGGGAACUCUCUCGCUCUAGGCUUUCAUAAACGAGGCUUUAGGGUCUUUGCAACUGCUCGGUCACUCGCACAGCUAACCGGUCUUGCGGAUCAAGGGAUUGAGACGCUUGAACUCGUCGUGGACAACGAUGAGUCGAUUUUGGCCACGCACCUGGCCGUUGAAAACCUGACCCAGGGCCGUGGACUGGAUUUUCUCAUCAACAACGCUGGCGUCUCAUAUGUCAUGCCCGCUAUUGAUGUCGAUGUGGAAGAUGCUAAGAAGAUCUUCAAUGUUAACUUCUUCGCAAUCGUCAGACUCUGCCAGGUCUUUGCGCCACUCUUAAUUCAGGCAAAAGGUACAAUUGUCAUGAUAGGCAGCCUUGCUGGAGUCAUUCCAUAUGUCUUCGGUAGCAUAUAUAAUGCAUCCAAAGCUGCCCUGCAUGCGUACGCAAACACCCUCAGAGUCGAGCUUGCCCCGUUCGACGUCAAGGUCAUCAACAUCGUUACGGGCGGUGUCAAAUCCCGAAUCGCUUCCCACACAACGCGAUAUCUGCCAGAGAACAGUGUAUAUGCACCUCUCGAAGCCAACUACAUGAGACGGCAAGGGCACUCCCAGGAAGGUGCCAUGCCCAACGAGGCAUAUGCGGAGAGUGUCAUCAAACAAGUCAUUCCUGGCUCUGGGCCUUGGCCGUGGAGAUGGCUGAUGAGAGACGCCCGCAAAAGGUGGAUAUGGGAAGGCAACAAGAGCUGGCUGGUGUACUACAUCAGCGGUGGUUAUACCUGGACUGGCAUUCUUGAUCUGUACAUGACUCUCCUGUUCGGUCUUUCCAAGCUCCGCAAAUCCAAAAGCGAAUGA
Exophiala aquamarina CBS 119918 is the source of this 894-nucleotide messenger RNA. Its product is annotated as oxidoreductase. NCBI's taxonomy places the organism in Eukaryota, Fungi, Ascomycota, Eurotiomycetes, Chaetothyriales, Herpotrichiellaceae. Bases 1 to 894 code for a protein of 297 amino acids. Gene Ontology annotation, biological process: triglyceride catabolic process; phosphatidic acid biosynthetic process. The transcript has 2 exons. Gene Ontology annotation, cellular component: endoplasmic reticulum; lipid droplet. Gene Ontology annotation, molecular function: triacylglycerol lipase activity; acylglycerone-phosphate reductase (NADP+) activity. The record is from RefSeq and is a predicted model, not a curated record.